GAGAUGUGUUUUUGCUGUAUUUUUGGGCGCUGCGUUAUUGGAAUUGUUAACAUAUUUUUACAGCUGCUCAAGACGCGCAGUCGCGAUUCGUAGACGUGCGUUCAUGCCAAGCGGUCGUCGCUGCUCGCAGCUCCCUCACACAAAUCACAGAUCACAAGAAAAUCACACAGAAUCACUGGGAUCCAUAGCAAAAGCGCGUGUGUUAUUGUGUUUAAAAUAAAAAAAAAAAUAUACAAAAGGAAGCCAAGAAAACAAAAGUAAAAGUGACAAAAACAAAACCGUAUUCUAACGGUUCUUCUCUUUGAAGUGUUAAUAUUUUUUAAAGCUCAUAUUUUUUUUGCCUGUGAAAAUGCUGGUGCUUAAAAAAUAUAUAUAAAAAUAAUAUAUAUAUUUACACACAUAUAGAGAUAUCUAAAUUCGCAGUUUAACCCAAAUUGGAUUUUAAGGUUUCUCGGGUUUUCGUAUUUAUUUAUUUACCUUUUUUUUCGUGUGGAGUGAAAGUGAGUUCGAGGCUGAGACAUCGUCGCAGGAACGUGCCCCGUUAAUUUGCAUAUAUCCAUAUAGUAUAUAGAGCAUAUAUACAUAUAUAUAUAUAUAGCCUACUGUGGCGGCAGAUGAACAUGGCGCACAGCAGGACUCUCUGGCUGGCCCUAAUCCUUGCCCUGGUAGCCACUAACCAAGCGGCCAUCGACAAGGACGAUGGCAAGUUCCCCGGCAGCAAUCAUAACCUCACCACCUCACCAUCAUUGGAUCAGCAUAAUGUGAUCAAUCUCAGCCUGCACACGGACCUCCCGGCUCCACCUGCCGCGGCAGCAUCCUUUGAUCUCACGCGCACUCGUCGCCUAAGGGAUGCCCUCAAUGUCUUCGAUCUCGCCCUGCUGGCCGCCAAGUGGGGCCAGGUGGAGACCGACGGCGGUAUUGCGACCAACUGCAGCCGGGAUAUGAGGAGUUAUCUCGCCGGACUCAGCGAUGCCAAGAUGUGGGCGGUCAAGAUGGACGAUGCUUCCGGUCACUAUACAUCCGGUUUCUUCUACGGCAACAACUACUGGAUGGGUUCAUUGGCCCUGUGUGAUGCCAUCGACGAUGGCUUGACUCCUGCUCCCAGCAAGGACGGUAACAAUGGCUCAUCCUUGGACUCCGCCGCCGCUGCUGCCGCUCCCAGUGGCCUGCCCUUUGCCGCUGCUCACACCCAGGCCUAUAGCAGUGUCUACAAUGCACCGCCACCCUUUGUGCCCGGCUUCUAUGUGAUCAAGAUGCAGCUGAAUGAGACGCUACCCACCCAAGUGCUGCGCACCAUAUAUGUGGGCAUGUGCCUGCCCUCCAGCUGCUCCAUUGCGGACAUUGGGGAGAUGGGUGCCCGGGCCCAUGUGGAGCUGCCAUCGCGGGAUUUGCGCGUCCUGGACAUACGUGUGCCCACCGACAAGGAGUUUAACAUUUGGGCGGACAAGACCUUCUGCCUGUUGAUUGUUGUCUCCUGCAUUGUCAUGGCCCUGAUUUGCUGCGGCACCCUGUACGAAAUUUACCUGCGCGGCAAGCUCAAGGAGGCCCUGCGUCGCCAGGACAAGGAGAUGAUGAACAACAGCGAAACGAGCUCGGGGAUUGGGUGUGCCUCCUCCGACUACAGCGACACGAUGACCGCCCACGAUGACCCACUGAAGCAGUCGAACCGCAGCCACGCCCAUUCCGAGUCGAGCAACUCCCUGAAGCAACUGGAUCAACUGGUGCUCAAUCUGCCGCCGAAUGACAAUGACAGCGGCAACGGGCAUCAUGUGGACGAUCCCGAGCACGAGCAUCACCACGACCAUCAUCAUCAUCGCAACGGCGGCGGCGUUGGCGGUAACGAUACAAGCACCUCGGACGAGCACCUGGAGGGGCAUCUCCACGAGCCGGAGAAGCUGAGCAUCUACUCGGAGCUCCUGCUCUCCUUCUCGGCCAUCACGAACUUUAAUGCCAUCUGCGAUAGGAAUGUGGGUGCCGACACCAUACCCUGCAUCCAUGGACUGCGAGCCUUCAGCAUGGCCUGGGUAAUCCUUGGCCACACAUGCAUCGUGGUCUUCAAGUACUCUGACAACAUGGAGAUGCGCAAGGAGGUGGAGCAGAACUUCUUCUUCCAGGCCAUCACCAAUGGCCCGUUCAGCGUGGACACGUUCUUCUUCAUCAGCGGCUUCCUCAUCUCGUACAUCUACUUCCGGACGAAUGCCAAGGGCAAGCUGAAUAAGCUGAGCAAGGGCGCCAAUGAGUUCACCGCCGGAACAGCACACUUCCUGGGCCUGGUGGCCUACAGAUUUAUGCGUCUAACGGCACCCUAUCUGUUUGUGCUGGGCGUGGUUCAGGUGACCAUGAAGUAUCUGGCCACCUACUCGAUCUUUGAUCCGCCGACCAUGGAUCACAUCACCUGCCCGGACUAUUGGUGGCGGAAUAUCCUGUAUAUCAACACGCUGUUCCCUGUGGAUGAAAUGUGCAUGCUCUGGAGUUGGUAUCUGGCCAAUGACACUCAGUUCUAUAUGAUUGGAGCCAUUAUCCUGAUCGUGGGCGUCCGCCACUUUAAGCUGUCGGCCAUUACCACGCUGGUGUUCCUGGUUCUGUCUUGGAUUACCACCGCUGUGAUUGCGUUCACCAACAACCAUCGACCCAAUACGGACGAUCCGCUGGCGCUGUUCGACAAGAUCUACGACAAGCCCUGGACCCGCCUGGGUCCCUACCUGAUUGGCAUGGCCGUGGGCUGGAUUCUGUUCCGGACGAACUGCAAAAUCCGUCUGCCCAAGCUGACGGUGGCCAGUGCCUGGUUUCUGGCCAUGCUGAAUCUCUUUGUGCUGGUCUUUGGCCUGUAUCGAGCGGAUUUGUCACAGUUCACGGCCGCCGCCUACAGCUCGCUGAGCCACUCGGCCUGGGCCUUGUCGCUGGCCUGGAUUACUAUUGCCUGCUCCACGGGAUAUGGCGGCUAUAUCAACUCGCUGCUAUCGGCGCCCUGCCUGUAUCCAUUCUCCCGCGUCACCUACUGUGCUUACCUGGUGCAUCCCAUUGUCAUCCGUUCCAUGGCGUUGAAUUCGGACGCACCGCUGCAUCUGGGCGGGGAUCUGAUGGUUGUCAUGUUCUUCGGUCUUACGGUGGCUUCCUACUUCCUGUCCUUUGUGGUGUCCAUGUCCUUCGAGGCGCCCGUCGUCACAAUGCUGAAGAUCCUGUCGCCCAGUCGAAAGAAACGCCUCGCCUAAGUCCAUCUAUGCCCGCGCACCCCAGCUCCGCCCAUUUCCGAUUAUUUAUACCCCCAUUUAUGUCAUGUUAUCUAUUUCUUGUCCACAUAUUUAUGUAGCAUAGACUCAUCUCGUCGUCUUCUAUAUCCCUCUCGCUCUACAUUCUCUCCAGCACGCUCUCUCUCCCCACACGAGAUAAUAACUUUUGGAUCAUCUGUUUUGUUUUCAUUAUGUGUACAUUUUAGUCCUUUAAUUUAUUCCAAAGGUUUGGAAAAAGGAGGAAGGAGAAACGAGAAACGAGAAACGAGGUAGGAGGAGCCAGGAAGAGAGCCAGAGUUAUAUAUAGUACUUAAUAGCUAUAAUUAUAUAUGAAACUCUAGUACCUAAUUUUAUAAAGAAUCACGUUGUAUAUACUGUAUGCUAUAUAUAUUGUUAUACAUAAAACUUUUAAA
Messenger RNA from Drosophila kikkawai, 3643 nucleotides. RefSeq lists its product as uncharacterized. The record is from RefSeq and is a predicted model, not a curated record. Gene Ontology annotation, molecular function: acyltransferase activity, transferring groups other than amino-acyl groups. Lineage: Eukaryota; Metazoa; Arthropoda; Insecta; Diptera; Drosophilidae.